AUGCAUGGCAAACCGCGCAAAGCCCCAACUCAGGAAGAGCGAGAUGACUCGUCUAUCAAAGCCGCCAAACUUCGUCAUCUCCAAUCUCAGCUCCUCCACUUUCACCACAACAAAAUAUACACGAAAGAAGCGAUUGAAAUCAGUGCCAAGCUGUUGGAAUCCAAUCCCGAGCAUUACACCGCUUGGAACUACCGGAAGCUCGCGGUUCAGCAUCUUCUCGAUCGGCACCACGAGAAUCAACUUGAUUCCGAGUCGCCCCAAUCAAUUCUUGAUGAUGAAUUGACACUUGUAAGAUCGGCAAAUAAACUUGGGUUUUCCCAGGCUUUGUUAACUUACAUUAAGUAUCCUCAUGAUUCCUUAGAAUCUUGCCAUGUAAAGGUUUCCAUUGCACAAUUUCCUGGCAUUAUUUCUUCAAGUGGUAUGCCAUGUAGUUGGCCUUGUUUUAUAUCAUUCACUACAAGUGUAUGUUCAAACAAUCAAGAGCAUUCUGAGGUGCAAACUACACAGAAUAUAUCAUGGAAUGAGGAGAAUUUCAAAGCUCAUUCUACCCAUCCUGAAGAUGCAAACUUGCUUGCCUCACUAUGUAAAUUAGACAUUACAAAGGAGAAUAAGCCAACCACCCCUAUGUUGUGUAUGGAGACUUUAUCUAAUGAAAUUGCUUGCAGCCGGGAACUGUUGUCAUCAUCAAACUGUAAAAUUGGAAAACUUACUCUUGCAAGACUCUUGGUGGCACACAACACAUUGGUCACAUAUGGUUGCAUGGACUCUGGAACUGAGGCUCAUUAUGAAGAAAUUCUUGCACUUUAUCAUGAUUUAAUGAAAAUGGAUUCUGCACAUAUUGGUUAUUAUGAGGAUGAGUACAGCUUAGUGCUAAUGAAGCAGCUGACUUCAAAUACUGAGUCUUUAUUGAAGCUCUGUGGUAAUUAUCAAGAAUUGUCGUCGCCAAGUAUUAGUUCUUAUACAUAUGUACGGCUAAAGGGCCUCUCUUUGUCACGAGUUUCAUGUAUGGAGCACUUGCUGUGGGUUCGAAUGUUGGAUCUCAGCCACAACAAACUCAGAUCAAUUGAAGGGUUGGAAGCUCUGCAACUGCUAUCCUGCUUGAAGCUUAGCAACAACAAGCUCAGCAGUUUUACAGCCCUGGAACCCUUGAAAAUGCUCAAGUCAUUACAAGUUUUGGAUGUAUCAUAUAACGAGAUUGGCGACCACUCCAUUGACACAAGAAGAUACAUGUGCUCGUCUCCUCUCAAUAGUACAAUGGGGUCCGGAUGGCGUUUGUAGAGAUUCACCGAUGAAGAUGCCGAUAUGAAGCAUUUCUGGGAUGCUUAUCUACUCUUCAAGGACUUGAAUUUGGUGCAAUUAGAUAUUGUGGGAAAUGCCGUUGUCGACGAGAGGUUGAAAGCUUUUCUGGUCAAGUUGAUGUCAGCAUUGAAGUGGUUUGAUGGUGAGAGCUGCCAUUAGAUAUGUUUCAACUGUUGGUCUCCUAAGAAGUUGUUUCAUCUGUUUAUUGCUCUGCAAUUUUUGUCUGAAAAACAACCCAACUGAAGUCGGAAAACUAAACCGAACCAACAUGAAUUGGAUUACGAGGAAAGGGACUGCUUCGGCAACACGACAACAGAGACAGUCACAGAGACGGUCAUCGUGCAAACAGUCUUGGGUAUGAGUAUGCACUGCACCAUGAUAUAUCUGUUGAAGCUCAUGCGGCUCUAGCUGGGAGCCCGUCGUCAGUAAACUCAUAAAGGUAUCGAUUCUUGGUUUGCCUAUGCAGCAGCGUCGUGCUUGAAGCCAUAUUUCGUAGUACUAUAAAAGAAGUUAUAUGUAAAAUGAGAACCAUUGUGGUUUAAAUUCCCUGGAAGAGGUUUAUUCUGCUGUGGUUGCAACUUUGAUGUUCAAAUAAUUUAGUUUGAUUUUUUGGGUUGAGACGAUGAUAGUAUAUGGCCACUAACACUAUUUUAUCA
This is a messenger RNA of Salvia hispanica, 1955 nucleotides long. NCBI's taxonomy places the organism in Eukaryota, Viridiplantae, Streptophyta, Magnoliopsida, Lamiales, Lamiaceae. The record is from RefSeq and is a predicted model, not a curated record.